UAUUAAAGAUACGAUCACGAUCACGAUCACGAUCACGACCACGAUCACCUCUUAAUUACUUUCGUGCCAAGUUAUAACUUAUAAGCUCUCUCGUUUGGAUUUUAUAAGCUCUCUCGUUUAGAUUUUACUUUAAACCCCCGUUUUCUAAAACCCUAAUCUGUUAAUCCACCCAACCUUGCUCGAACGAACUGCAAAACCAAAUCGUUCAACUUAUGAUCUAUGGCAAAUGCGAUGAAUGAAAAUAGAGGAGAACCUGACAAAACCCUUACAUUCACGAAACAACCUUAUAUCGUAGAUGUUGGCCCCCGAAAGAUUAAGGACGUUAAAUUCUCAAUGUUUUCUGGCGAGGAUGUUCUCAAACUGGGGGAAGUUCAGGUUUCUCGUUCCCAGUCUUAUGUGAGUCAAGAGGACAAAAGGCCUGUUGAUAAUGGCGUGUUGGAUGCGCACAUGGGUCCUACAAACAAGCUCGGUACAUGUGAGACAUGCCAUGGGGAUUUUCAUAGUUGCCCUGGUCACUUUGGCUACCUGCCACUUGUGCUGCCAGUUUAUAAUGUCGGAUAUAUGUCUCAUGUUGUGGACAUUUUGAAGUGCAUAUGCAAGUUUUGUUCCCGCAUACUGUUGGUGGAGACAGAACGUGUAAACUUCUUAAAGAGGAUUAGAAAUCCAAAUUUGGACCAUUUAAGGAAGACUGGAAUUUAUAAGCAGGUAGUUAAAAGGUGUACUGCUAUGGCAAGUAGUAAGAAGGUGGUGAUAUGCUCUAGAUGCCAUUAUGUAAAUGGCACAGUGAAAAAGGCUGUGGGAACAGUAGGAGUCAUACAUGAUCGAAGCAAGGUGCAAAAUACUACCUCAAAUGAGUUCAAUGAUACUAUUUACCUGAAGGGGUCGAAUACACCUGCCAAAUUGUCACCUUCUGUAGGCCCUGACAAAGCUCUUAAGCUUUUUAAGAAGAUGCUGGAUGAGGAUUGUGAACUGCUUUAUCUUGCUGAUAGACCUGAGAAACUCAUUAUAUCCAUCAUUCCUGUUCCUCCUAUAUGUAUUCGUCCUUCUGUCCCAGUUGCUGGUGGAGCAAUGAGCAAUGAGAAUGACAUUACAUUGAGAUUGGCAGAAAUUAUAAGAGCCAAUGCAUCUGUUCGUGAGGCGUUAUCAGGAGCAAGUGUCCAUAACAAAAGCUUGGGUGUUUUAUGGGAUAAUCUCCAACUUAGUGUUGCACAAUAUGUAAACAGUGAUGUCCGUGUAGCAGAUUCAUCUCAGCAGAAUGGCAAACGAAUUACUGGCCUUGUUCAACGCCAAAAAGGCAAGCAAGGGCGUAUUCGGAAAAACUUAUCUGGGAAGCGCGUUGAGUAUACUGGAAGGACAGUUAUCUCCCCUGACCCUAAUCUAAAGAUUACAGAGGUUGGAGUUCCUAUCAAAGUGGCCAUGACUUUAAGCUACCCUGAGCGUGUUUCAGAUCACAAUAUUGAGAGACUGAAGCGUGCUAUACGUAAUGGAACUUAUGUAUACCCUGGUGCAACCCAUUUAAGAAAGAAAGAUGGUAGCAUAAUGUCAUUGCGUUUUAAUGCUAGAAAGCGUUUGGCUGAGGAGUUGAAACUUGGUGACAUAGUUAAUCGCCAUUUAAAAGAUGGUGAUGUUGUCCUCUUUAACAGGCAACCUAGCUUGCAUCGUAUGUCAAUGAUGUCUCACAGGGCAAAGAUAAAGCAUUGGAACACGUUUAGCUUCAAUGAAUCUGUUUGUAAUCCUUACAAUGCUGAUUUUGAUGGUGAUGAGACGAAUAUUCAUGUUCCACAAACAGAAGAGGCUCGAACAGAGGCUCUUAUGCUAAUGGGGGUGCAACACAAUUUAUGCACACCAAAGAAUGGGGAGAUUUUGGUUGCAUCCACUCAAGAUUUUUUGACAACUUCUUUUCUUAUAACAAGGAAGGACACGUUCUAUGAUCGUGCUUCGUUUGCACUUAUCUGUUGUUAUAUGGGUGAUGCAAAUGAUCCCAUUGAUUUGCCAACACCUGCUAUACUUAAGCCAAUAGAGCUUUGGACUGGUAAACAACUGUUUAGUGUGUUGUUGCGCCCAUAUGCAGAUAUGAGAGUUUAUCUGAAUCUCAGUGUGACUGAAAAGAGUUACACCAAGCCAAGUGGAGAAAGGGUGAAGCCUUAUGAGACAAUGUGCCCUAAUGAUGGAUACAUCUAUAUUCGCAAUAGUGAACUCUUAAGUGGGCAGCUUGGGAAGGCUACUUUAGGGAAUGGCAACAAGGAUGGACUUUACUCGGUUCUUCUUAGGGACUACCAUUCACUUGCUGCUGCUGUUUGCAUGAACCGCUUAGCAAAACUAAGUGCUCGGUGGAUAGGAGAUCAUGGAUUCUCAAUUGGAAUUGAUGACGUUCAACCUGGGGAUAAUUUGAAUCACAACACAAACAGAAUCAUUUCACAAGGGAAUAAAAAAUGUGAUAAUUUCAUCCUUGAUUUUAAUAAAGGAAACCUCAAGUGCCAACCUGGUUGCAAUGCUGCUCAGACCCUCGAAGCUCAGAUCACAGGUGUCCUGAAUAAGAUCAGAGAUGAAACUGGAAAGGUGUGUAUGGAAAAACUACAUUGGAGAAACAGCCCCUUGAUUAUGUCUCAAUGUGGGUCGAAAGGUUCUCCUAUCAAUAUCAGUCAAAUGAUUGCAUGUGUUGGUCAACAAUCAGUUGGAGGUCAACGAGCUCCAAAUGGAUUUAUUGACCGAAGCCUUCCCCAUUUCCCCACAAACUCUAAGACCCCUGCUGCAAAGGGGUUUGUAGCAAAUUCUUUCUAUAGUGGUUUAACUGCUACUGAGUUUUUCUUCCACACAAUGGGUGGACGAGAAGGGCUUGUGGAUACAGCUGUUAAAACAGCUGAGACAGGUUAUAUGUCUAGAAGACUGGUGAAGGGAAUGGAGGAUCUGUUUGUCUGCUAUGAUGACACAGUAAGGGAUUCCAAUGCAAUUAUUAUUCAGUUCACAUAUGGUAGUGAUGGAAGAGACCCUUCUCAAAUGGAAGGAAAAUCAGGAUUUCCUCUCAACUUCGAUAGGUUGUUGAACAAAGUCAAGGCUACAUGUCCAGCUGGACAACACAGAGGCAUGUCUCCUACAGAGAUCUGUGAAAUGGUUGAUGAGCGUCUUUCAAUGCAUGAUAUGAGUACAGAAGGAGGUUGCUCUGAGGAUUUCAGGAGGAAGCUAAAAGAAUUUCUUGAAAAAAAAGCUGCAACACUUGAAUUCACUAGGAGAGUGCUUAAUGGUGAAGAAUCCUUAACUCUUGAAAAUGUUGCUCAAAGCAUAUGUGGCAUCACUUCUCAACAGCUCAAGGUAUUUUUGGAAGUUUGCAUUUCACGUUACCAUAAUAAGAAGAUUGAUCCUGGGACAAAUGUUGGUGCAAUUGGUGCUCAAAGUAUUGGAGAACCAGGAACACAAAUGACCUUGAAAACCUUCCAUUUUGCAGGAGUUGCAUCCAUGAAUGUGACUCUUGGUGUUCCUCGUAUAAAUGAAAUCUUAAAUGCCACCAAGAAAAUCAGGACACCUGUCAUUACUGCAAAGCUUACAUGUAAUGACAGCAUUCCAUUUGCAAGGCUGGUAAAAGGCAAAAUGGAAAGAACUCUCUUGGGCCAGGUUGCAAAGAGUAUAAAGCUUGUAAUGGGAUUAAGAUCUGCAUCUAUUAUUAUUUCUCUCGACACUGAAACAAUUGGAGCACUACACCUCUCCUGUAUAAAUGCAAAAACCGUGAAAGAAUCAAUACUAAAGACUCCCAGAAUCAAACUGAAGGACAAGCAUAUCCGUGUGUUGGAUGAUAGGAGACUUGAAGUGAAUAAUCCAUCUACAUAUGAUAGAAACAAACUUCUUUUCGAUCUUCAAAUGCUCAUAAAUAAGCUCCCAUCAGUCAUUGUAAUGGGCGUUGGCACAAUUGAACGCGCUGUGAUAAACAAAAAAAAGGAGCGUGACAAGUUUAACUUACUUGUAGAAGGGACGGGGCUCCAAGCAGUGAUGGGGACGGAAGGAGUGAAUGGACUUGAAACGACAAGCAAUCAUAUUCUAGAAGUAGAAGAGACACUUGGGAUUGAAGCUGCAAGAAGGUCGAUUAUUAAAGAGAUCCAAUACACAAUGGAAAGCCAUGGAAUGAGUAUAGAUAUUCGACAUAUGAUGCUUUUAGCUGAUCUCAUGACAUACAAGGGGGAAGUAUUGGGGGUGAAUAGAUUUGGGAUUCAGAAGAUGAAAGAAAGUGUGCUGAUGUUGGCGUCAUUUGAGACAACAGCAGAUCUCCUUUUUAAUGCAGCAGUGAAAGGACAAGUUGACAAGAUAGAAGGCGUGAGUGAAUGUAUUAUCAUGGGCAUACCAAUACAGACUGGCACAGGAACAAUUAAACUCAAACAAAGGGAUGCACAAAUUGAGAAGAUGUGCAAGGGAUUGGAGCUCAUUUUAUCUGAAUGAUUCAUUCUCAUUUACAUUUUUAUCCGAGUGCAUGAAAAUACUUAAAUACUAGUGUGCAAAUUUUUUUUUUAUAUGGAUUAAUUUUUGGUUCUGAAUAUAUUCGUGAUCUUUUUUGUGUU
Lactuca sativa (garden lettuce) is the source of this 4544-nucleotide messenger RNA. Its product is annotated as DNA-directed RNA polymerase III subunit 1. The record is from RefSeq and is a predicted model, not a curated record. Lineage: Eukaryota; Viridiplantae; Streptophyta; Magnoliopsida; Asterales; Asteraceae. Gene Ontology annotation, biological process: DNA-templated transcription. Gene Ontology annotation, molecular function: DNA-directed RNA polymerase activity; DNA binding.